UCCGAACUCUGAGGGGCCGUGCUCUUCUGACCAACCGCUUUACGCACAGACGGGAGCAACUUUACGCACAGACGGGAGCAACUUUACGCACAGACGGGAGCAACUUUACGCACAGACCAGACCAACUUUACGCACAGACUGGAGCACCGCGGCCAGACAUUUGGACUCCAUCUGGACACGGGCUCCAUAUGGGCACAAAUCUAUGGAAUUUACUUUCAUUUUCAAUCAUCUGUGACGCUUUGACGCGGAUGGAGAGAGCCGCGUGGAAACUGUCCAACCCGUGUCCAAAUCCAGCGUCUUUGGAGCGCGCUUCCCUCGGGUUUAGACGCAGAUAGAUGCGGUUUUGUUCAGCGGUGGUGACUCUGGAGCGGGACAGUAGAGAGGAGCGGAGGAGCUGACAGCUGCGCGGGGGCUCGGGCUGGAGAAGAUGAACAGCGGAGGCUCGGGGAACUUUCUGCUGGUGCCCAUCCCGGAGUAUCCGCUGCUGGAUUGUGUCCCCAACAAGACCGUGAAGAUCGUGGUGCUCGGAGCCAGCAACGUGGGCAAAACCGCUCUGAUCGUGCGGUUUCUCACCAAACGUUUCAUCGGGGAUUAUGAAGCCAACACGGGAGCUCUGUAUUCGAGGAAGUUGCCUCUGGACACAGAGGACGUGUCUCUCCAGAUCCAGGACACUCCCUGUGUGUCUCUGCAGGAGGACGACGGCCUGUACUGCCAGGAGCAAAUCAACAGAUCUAUUUACUGGGCGGAUGGAUACGUGUUUGUGUUCUCCAUCACAGACUACAGCAGUUACCGCACGGUGCAGCCUCUUUACCAACACGUGCGCCGCAUCCACCCGUCCGGAAACAUCCCCAUCAUCCUGGUCGGGAACAAGAGCGACCUGCUGCGAGCUCGACAGGUGCCCGCUGACGACGGAGAGACGCUCGCCGCCACUCUAGGGGGAGUGUACUUCGAGACAUCAGCACGAGAAAACCACCACAGCGUCCACAGCGCCUUCCAGCAUCUGUGUCAGGAGGUGAUUCGCUCCUUUGGUUCUGCAAACGGAGAGAAGCGUCGCGGAGGGCUUCAUUUAGCACGACCCAAGUCUCCAAACAUGCAGGAACUGAAGAGGAGGUUCAGACAAGUGCUCUCGUCCAAAGUCAAGUCUGCGCCCACGUUAUGACCCGAAACGCAACCAAAAUUCAUCCAAUAUAUUCCCCAAAACUGACCCGAAACUCACCCAAAAUAUACCCCAAAACUGACCCAAAAUAUACCCCAAAACUGACCCGAAACUCACCCAAAAUGUUCCCACAAAAAUUAUCCGAAAAUGACCCAAAAUGUUCCCACAAAACUGACCCGAAAUAUACCCCAAAACUGACCCAAAAUAUACCCCAAAACCCACCCAAAAUAUACCCCGAAACUGACCUAAAAUGUUCCCACAAAACUGACCCGAAAUAUACCCCAAAAUGUUCCCACAAAACUGACCUAAAACUGACCCAAAAUAUACCCCAAAACUCACCCAAAAUAUACCCCAAAACUGACCCAAAAUAUACCCCAAAACUCACCCAAAAUAUACCCCAAAACUGACCCAAAAUAUACCCCAAAAGUGACCUGAAAUAUACCCCAAAACUGACCCAAAACUCACCCAAAAUAUAUCCCAAAACUGACCCAAAAUAUACCCAAAAACUCAUCCAAAACUCACAGAAAAAUACCCAAAAAUUGACUCAAAAUAUUCCCAAAAACUCAUCCCUCUGAACACAAGAGGAGGUUCAGACAAGUGCUCUUGUCUAAAGUCAAGUCUGCAACAACGUUAUGACCUGAAAUGCAGCCACAACCCACCCAAAAAAUACUCAAAAACUGACCCAAAAGUUACCAAAAGUAUACUCAGAAGCUGAUCUGAAACUUGUCCAAAAACUGACCCGAAACUAAAACUAAAGAGGAGGUUCAGACAAGUGCUCUCAUCCAAAAUCAAGUCUGCAGCCAUGUUUUGACCCGAAACGCAUCUGAAACUCACCAAAAACUCACCAAAAACUUACUCAAAAAUGUACCAAAAAAACUGACCUGAAACUCACCCCUCUGAACCAGGAGGAGGUUCAAGUGCCUUCGUCUAAGGUCAAGUCUGCACCGAUUGCUAUGUUUGCCCGGAAUCCAGAACACAUUUCUCCAAUACUUUCUGAAGAUGUGAGUCUGGUCACCGGUGAAUCUCCAGAGUUCAGAUGGGCGUGAUUGACAGGUGGAUUAGCCAAUGAAAGACAGGGAUGGUCUGUUCUUAUCAAAACAAACAUGGCUGCUUACAAGGAAAAAAGAAUGAGGAAAAAAAACGAGACUGAAAAACUGUUGAACUUUGAUUUAGUUUGUAAAUGACUGACUGAAGAUGAUUCACUUUGUCACUCAAAUAAACAAACAUAAACUCUUCCAAAACCUACCAUGACGUAUCCUUCAAAAUUUACCCAAACUUUUCCCAAAAUCUAGCCAAAAACUCAUCCAAAUCUUCCAUUUUCAACUAAAGACAAGGUCCAGAUAUGAGUUUUUGUCUUAAGUAAAAGUCUGCACCAACGGUAAGAUCCAAAACUGAACCAAAUCUCACCUUAAAGUCGCCCAAAAACUGACCCAGAUCUCGCACCACCACCAUGAACCAUCUGACCAGCCCGGACUCAACCUUAAGGAGGACAUUUCGAGUUUUCUUCAGGUUCUUCCUUGUUUUUAAAGUUCAUCCUUAAACCUUCUUCUGAUUAGUUUGACCUUUGACGCUACAGAACCCAUCGUUUGAGCGAAGUUCGUUCCUCAAGGACCCAAGAACCACACGCGCUGGUCGGGACUUGGAUCGAACGCCUGAAUAAAUCUGCAUUUUGGACUUUUAAAUACUUGUAAUAAUUCUACAAAGUGCAUCUCAAUCCUUCUGCAGGAACUUUACCGUUUUCUGGUCGAAGAGGAGCGACGAAAAUACACGACGAUCACGAUCAAAGUGUUGGACAAACCUUGAAGAAGAAACAACAUCAAAACCAUGAAAGACACAAAUGGAACAGGUAGUAAGCAAAAAUAUAAACUCAAAAUAACUCAUAAUUCCAUAUAUCUUGCGUCGUAUAAAGUAUUUGAGAAAAACACGGUCCAAACCUUUGAGCGGUCGUGUAGAUAAACGGUUUCCUUCGAUGUCCUGGUAGUUCGAGCGUCAGAUUUGAGUUUUAUGUUUUAUUUUUCUACAAAUGUUUUUAAUGUUUACAAUAAAAAAUCUGAAUCUCUGAGUUUGAACUUCCUUCUGGAAACUCGAAAAAACAGGACGUGACCUUUGAGCGGAGAAUGUGAGGUCAAAG
Messenger RNA from Periophthalmus magnuspinnatus, 3287 nucleotides. RefSeq names its product RAS-like, family 11, member A (gene rasl11a). The transcript has 8 exons. The record is from RefSeq and is a predicted model, not a curated record. Lineage: Eukaryota; Metazoa; Chordata; Actinopteri; Gobiiformes; Gobiidae. Bases 428 to 1159 code for a protein of 243 amino acids. Gene Ontology annotation, molecular function: GTPase activity; GTP binding.